Molecule: messenger RNA, 1122 nt
Organism: Lodderomyces orthopsilosis Co 90-125
Lineage: Eukaryota; Fungi; Ascomycota; Pichiomycetes; Serinales; Debaryomycetaceae
Product: putative nitronate monooxygenase
Exons: 1
Coding region: 1-1122 (373 amino acids)
Molecular function (GO): nitronate monooxygenase activity
Source: RefSeq, a predicted model, not a curated record
AUGUCCAGGAUUCCCCUUUUGAAGAAGCUUAAUAUCAAAUAUCCCAUCUUCCAAUCGCCAAUGGCUGGUGUAUCGACCCCAGAAAUGGCAGCAGCAGUAAGUGCAGGGGGCGGGUUAGGCGCUCUUCCACUUGCACCAUUGGAUUUCACUCGUGAUGACAGUGUAGCAUUUGAUAAAUUGGAUAAAUUGGUUGCAGCCACAGGCACCAAUAAUGUUAAUUUGAAUUUCUUUUGUCAUGAGAUUGAACAAGCUCCAAGUCCGGUACAAGUGGAGAAUUGGAAGAGAUUGUAUGGUGAAGGAAUCAUUGAUGUAAAGUUUAAAAACGUUAUUGACCUUAUGAAAUUUGCAAAUGGUAAUAUAUCAUUCAAGGAGGUUGAAAAAGAUCAAGCGAAAUUAAAGAAAUUGAUCGAGAAAUUGAAAAUGAUAAAACCAGCUAUAAUUAGUUUCCAUUUUGGUAUUCCUUCAAACAGUACCAUUGAUGAGUUGAAAAAAUUCUCAUUGGUUUUCGGCACUGCUACAUCUUUAAAAGAAGCACGCCAUUUGAGCAGAAAUGGGAUCGAUGGUGUAAUUCUUCAAGGAAUUGAAGCUGGCGGACAUCGAGGUCAAUUCAUUGACACAUAUCAGCCACAUAUAGAUGAAGAUUUAUCAACACAAGCACUUUUCCAUAAAGUGAAACAGGGUUUGAAUAAAGAUGUCAUUUAUUUAGUGCCUGCUGGUGGAAUCACCACCGGCGAUUCAGUCAAGUAUUUUUUGGAUAACGGUGCCGAUGCAGUUCAAAUAGGUACGGCAUUUUUAGCAACUCCAGAAUCAACAUCUUCCAAAUUCUUCAAUAAAACCCUGGGAGGGGAAUCGACUGUAAUGACGGCUUUGAUAUCUGGUAAACCGGCACGAUGCGUAAGGACACCUUUCAUUGAUAAUAUUAUCGGAAAGAAUAGCUUCGCAUUGCUGGAGUUGCCACCUUAUGGGUAUGCUUAUGAUGCGUAUAAGAAGUUAAAGGGUGAACUUAGCACUAGUGGUGGCCAAGAUAUUGGAUUCUACUUAGCCGGACAGAACCAGUUUCAAAUAAGCAAAGAUAAACUGGUACUUGAGGUUAUGCAAGAACUAACUCAUGGACUUAGCUAA